Lutzomyia longipalpis is the source of this 4292-nucleotide messenger RNA. RefSeq names its product sterol regulatory element-binding protein cleavage-activating protein (gene SCAP). Gene Ontology annotation, cellular component: Golgi membrane; endoplasmic reticulum membrane. The coding region runs from base 413 to 3943 and encodes 1176 amino acids. The record is from RefSeq and is a predicted model, not a curated record. Gene Ontology annotation, biological process: SREBP signaling pathway. The transcript is spliced from 7 exons. NCBI's taxonomy places the organism in Eukaryota, Metazoa, Arthropoda, Insecta, Diptera, Psychodidae. Gene Ontology annotation, molecular function: sterol binding; protein binding.
GAAUUUGCACGACUUUUUCUGGCGCGGAUUUUGAGUGUUUUGAACUGGCGAUGCCAAUCGACGCGGCGUCGCUUCCUGGUCACAAAAAGAUUGUGCAAAAUACUAAAAAAGAAUAAAUGAAAAGGCACAGUUUGCGAAAUCUAAGAGGUUUUCAUUGCUUGCGCUUUCCCUGCGUGUGUGCGGUGUUGCAAAAGUGCUGGGAAGUUCUGCUAGUGCAACUUGAGAAGCAAAUCCCUCUUGUAAGGUUUGUUUCAUCCUUGUGCAUCUUUGAGGUUAGAACUCACCCUUCUUGUGGGUAAAGAGAAAAGUGGAAAAAAGAUGAAGGUUUUCUCCUCCGGAAGGCCCUUCCGGACAUUUGGGUGAUAAAUUUUGGGACAAACUGUAUUUGGUGUGGGAUCACGGAACUUAAACAAUGUCCCGCCAAAGCAGUGAACGACGAAUUGGCCUACCCUUGCGUGUGGAGAAUUUCUACUAUAAGCACGGCCUGUUCCUAUCCAGCUACCCAACAUGUGCCACCAGCUGUGCCAUUGUAAUUCUCCUCUUUUGCUGGUAUCCGCUGAUUUAUAUACCCCUACCGGGUACGAUUCCUACGAAAGUUGUCCUACCGUACAGUGUGGACAGUGCCAAGGAGAAUGCCACGACAAUCUUUGAGCUAAACAACAUCACAAGUAGCUUUGAACCACCCUUCCCGUGGGCACACUUGGAACCCUUCAUCUAUGUCCAACAAAUUGUGCUACGUGCAAGUGUAACGCCAUGGAAUGGGAAUCUCAUUCUAACAGACGCAUACAGAGCACCCCUAGCAGAAGCUUUCAAGCUUCUCGAGAUUAUACGAAACCAUGAGGUUGCGGAAACCCACGUCACUCUGGGCAAUCUCUGCCUCCACGUAGAAAAUGUGAAGACAUUCAAAGCAAAAGAUACAGUGUUCCCAGAAUACAAUUGUCUCAUCCUAUCACCGGCUAAUUUUUGGUAUCAAAAUGCACAGCUCUUCAACAAGGAUACCGCCCUUCUCAACACAAUCUUCCAGUUUCACAACCUACAAAAGACCAAGGUUUCUGUGGCGGAAAUGCUCUUUGGAAUCUCAAUACGUGAUACCGGUGUAAAGAGGUACCCCAUACGGGCACGACCUCGGGUCAUUCAAUUUGCUGUAACACUAAUUCUGCGUGAGAGAAAUCAGGAGUUCUUGUCAACACUCAAGGAAAAGCUAACAAAACUCUAUACAUUGCAUCAUGCAUCCAAUAAUGGACAGCAUCGUGAAUAUUUGACGUAUAUCUACUACCCAGGAGAAUUUCGUGUAUUAGAAGUGAUGCCAUUGGCUAUUACCUUUAUCCUUCUAUUCUACUACGUGUACUUCUCCCUGCGGAAAAUCGAUCUCAUCCGUUCGCGCCUUCUUCUUGCCUUUACGGCCGUCUUCACUGUCCUCGGUAGUCUCAUCAUGUCCCUUGGAUUGUGCUUCUUCUUCGGCCUCACCAUUAGUAUCCAAUCGAAAGGGAUUUUCCCGUACCUUGUCGUCCUUGUGGGUCUCGAGAAUGUUCUCGUCAUCACAAAAUGCAUAACAUCCACAGAUGAGAAGCUAGACGUGAAAAUUCGUGUGGCAAAAGGUUUAGCCAAUGAGGGGUGGUCUAUAUCCAAGACACUUCUCACUGAAAUUACAAUUCUCACCGUUGGAUUGGCUACUUUUGUCCCCGUUAUACAAGAAUUCUGCAUAUUUGCCAUUGUGGGCCUAAUUUCGGACUACUUCCUGCAAAUGAUGCUCUUCUCCACCGUCUUAGCACUGAGCAUUCGACCCUUUGAACAUGGGGUACAUUUGAAGCAAUCUAAAAAAGAUACAAAUACCACGCUAGGAUCCCAGACAAGACUUAGGUAUUCAUCCUCAGCACAUGCCACAACAAUAUCACGAUCACAGAGCCAUCCAAAGCUCAGUGGUUUAAUGUUGGACUCAGUAAAUCACAUCUCAACUGAUGUUAUUCCAACACCCUCGGUGACGGAUAAGAAGAUACCAAAGCGUGUGAAAUUUGUAAAUUUUUGGGCAAGGACGCGUUUCUUUCAGCGUGCAUUUAUGAUUUGGAUGAUUGUGUGGAUUUUCUCAAUUAUCUACAAUUCAAACAUUCUUGAGAGUUUAUUUGUAAUUGAUACAACAACAGAAAUCAAUAGUUUGCCAAUUGAACCAGAAAGGCCAGAGGGUGUGCGAAAGAUGCAGGAGGAUGAGAUAAUUUUUAAGAUGGCCAGUACAAAAUCACCCAUCUAUGAGUCACACAUGGUUGAGGCGCACGAUGAUUCCUUUAUGAAUAUCAGUGAGCAAAUAAGUAAGUUGAGGCAUCCGGAAUAUGAUGCAAAUCACUAUUUGUCCAACUUCCACUGGUCCGCUAUACUGCGACAGUACAACAUAUCGAUGAGUCGAAAAUAUGUGACGAUCUUGCCGACAAUAAGGCUAUCGCAUGCAAUUGCCCCGGAAGUGGCGAUUGCACUGAGGAAUCCAGAAGAGAAAAAUCCACAGCAAUUUCAGUGGAAGGCCCUUGCCGUGGCAUUGGAUCCCAUUGAUUUUUCCGAUAUGGAACAUCAGGAGUCACCAUCACUCAGUACGGCUAGUAUGCCAUUCUACCCAAAGAGUCCCAUGGAGAUCUUUCUCGCCAGUAUCCUGUGUGCAAUAAGCAUUUUUGUCCUCACCUACACCCUCGUUGUACUCUAUCGAUGCAUCUGUACGCGAAACUAUGCGGAAUGGCGUUCUAGUUGGUCCGAUGCAGACCCAAUGGCACGCCCACGUGUUGAACAAGUCAUCCAGAGUUCUACACCAAUUGCCGUGACAGGACACCGACAUAGGGUUGAAUGUUUGGCAAUGGAUGGCAUUAUGGUGGCUAGUUCUUGCCUCGAGGGAUACAUCCGCAUAUGGGAUGUGAAUGGAGGUGAAUUAAUUACGGAGAUAAAUCGAUUGGAAUUUUUUAAGGAUAAUCUAAACCAAAGAAAUUGCUCUCCCAUUUGGUGUCUCGAUUUCGUUGAUAGUCUCAUAGCUGUUGGAUGUUCAGACGGUAGAAUUGAAUUCUGGGAAGGAAGCACUGGGAAUCUUAAGUGUGUUUUGGAUGAUGAUAAAAAUGUCCGAAAUGGGGUGACUCAUAUAAAAUUGACGGGUGAUCGUGUUAUUGUUGCUAGACUAUGUGGGCGAGUUGAUUUUCUCCGUUUGGAAACUUACAGUCAAGGUAAACAAAUUGACUGGGGAUUCACAUCGGCAUACCGAAGAACUCACAUGAGAACGGGAUCUACGGGAAGUUUAGCACUUAUACAUCACAGCACAGCUACAGGGGAAGAAUUAAGGUGUAUUGUGGAAAUUCAGCACAGAGCCCAUCAGCAAUCCAUCACAUGUCUCGAAGUAAUGCACGGAACUGUCUUCACCGGUAGCCAAGAUAACACAUUGAAGGUGUUCAAAUUGGACAACAGAAGUCUUCAGUACACCCUCCAUGGUCACUAUGGGCCAAUCACAUGUCUUUUUAUUGAUCAAAAUCAUCCAGGAACUGGGGGAUCUGGAUCACAAGAAGGACUUCUCUGCGUCUGGGAUCUUACUUCAGGCGCCUGUGUCUAUGGAAUCCAGGCUCACGAUGGAGCCAUUGUGUCACUAGUCUGUUCACCAAGUUAUGUAAUAUCUCUUGGUGCAGAUGAAAGACUUUGCAUAUGGGAGAGGUUCCAGGGGCAUCUCCUAAAUUCCAUUAAUGUGAUGUAUGCCUAUUCAAUUCUCUUGAUGCUCACACCAUCGUUGUUGAUAACAACUAAACCAGGUUCACUAAUAGUGUGGGAUGUGCGAACGGGCGAACCAACGCGGGAAGUAAAGUUAGAAAAUGGAAAUUCCCAAUUAUGCCCGAGGUUGAUUUUGGCAUCAUCAGACUGUGUUAUAUGUGAUUAUGGGAAUGAGCUACGGAUUGUUCGUUUUCCCUUAACAGCAGAUAAGGUUGAUUAGAACAGGGAUGGGUGGACUAGACACACAAAAAAUGUAUAGGUAAUGAAAAGACUUUCAAAAGAAAUAAUAAUUUUACUGUGUCAUCGCAUUAUCAAGUGUUUUCUUUUUUAUGUCUUGUGAAAAAAAAAAUUGAGGAAAAUCUUGAUUUACAAACUCUCCUUUUUCUUUCAUUUUUUUUUAAAUAACUAAAUGUACCUAUAUUCAAAAAUCAUGAACAAAAAAUUUUUAUAUGUAGGUAGCUAAAAUGUAUUUAAGAUUAGAUGUGUACCAAAAUAAAUUUUUCUCGCGUAAAAAAUAUGUUAGCAUGAUUUUAGAGAGAGUAUAGUAAUAAAAUGAGAAAAAUUGUUAA